This is a messenger RNA of Drosophila kikkawai, 225 nucleotides long. RefSeq lists its product as uncharacterized. NCBI's taxonomy places the organism in Eukaryota, Metazoa, Arthropoda, Insecta, Diptera, Drosophilidae. The record is from RefSeq and is a predicted model, not a curated record.
CGUUAGCCAUCCAAAAAUCCAGUGAUUUUUUAAAAAUAUUUUCCCCAAAGUGUAAAAACAAAUGUGUCAAUGAAGACACCGGACACCAAAGCCAAGCUGCUCAAUAAUUUAAGUCUCUCUAAACAUCUGUCUUCUAAGAAAGGCGGCUCCCGCACUAGCAACUGCGGCAAUUGUCUGGAAUUCUCCGUGCUCACCCGUCUCUCCAGUGUGCCCUGAACCACCGCG